Molecule: messenger RNA, 1260 nt
Organism: Phymastichus coffea
Lineage: Eukaryota; Metazoa; Arthropoda; Insecta; Hymenoptera; Eulophidae
Gene: Tango2
Product: transport and Golgi organization protein 2
Exons: 4
Coding region: 304-1122 (272 amino acids)
Biological process (GO): protein secretion; Golgi organization
Cellular component (GO): Golgi apparatus
Source: RefSeq, a predicted model, not a curated record
UCUCUCCCGGAUUUUCCGCAACUCGUAUUUCGGUUCAGUAGUCCCGCAAGAAAAAAUGCGACGACUGUUAUCGUAAAAGAUAUCGUAACGUCAAUAACGCCUGCGAUACAAUUUUUAUUUGCGAUUCACUUUAUCUUUCCAAAGGAUGAGUAAUUGAGCGUAUUGUUUUUGAUAAUACACAUAAUGCAGCUGAAAGAAAUGUUAGAUUGAGCGCUACUAUCUUUUAGUAAACGACGAGAUUGCUCAACGUGUGAAAUAUUAUACAUCGCAGUGUAAGAACUGUGAGACGUGUUUUUGUUCGUCAUGUGCAUUUUAUUUAUUUACCAUAAUCCAAGCCCUUCGACGAACAGCUAUCGAUUAAUUUUAAUAGCUAACAGAGAUGAAUAUUAUGCUAGACCGGCUAAACCAGCUCAUUAUUGGAAGGACUAUCCAGAAUGUUUGGGAGGUACAGACAUGGAACCUGGGAGAGAAGGUGGAACGUGGUUGGCGCUUGCUCCCAAAAAAGGCAGAAUUGGCGUUCUUUUAAAUUUAAAUGGCACACCAAAGUCUACGGAGGGACGGGGUCGCGGUUUUCUUAUCAGAGAUUAUCUGACAACGCAAGAAAACACUAUGAGCCACGCUAAUAAUUUACACGAAACAAAUCAAAAUACUCAAUGCUAUAAUCCUUAUAAUUUAGUAAUGAUUGAUCUAAGGCGCAGUGACGUAUGUUACGUGAGUAGUGAGAAAGGUCAUAGGGGGCCACAAAUCCUGCAAGAUAAAAUUUUAGGCUUUGGCAAUAGUGGAAUUGAAACGCCUUAUAAAAAAGUAUUGGCUGGGAAAGAGAAGUUCGAAAAAUUAGUAACUAACGCCACUAAUUCGCAACAAAAUCAGUUGAUAGAAAUGUUACUACAAUUUUUAAAGCAAGAAGAACGAUACCUUCCAGAUGACGAACUGAAAAAACGAUCACCAGAAGCAUUUAACGAGUUAAGUUCUAUCUUUGUUAGACAUGAAAUGGCUAAAUACGGAACAAGAACUCACAGUAUUGUACUCGUUAAUCACAAUUAUCAAUUGACGUUUGUUGAGGAAACUUUAAAUUCUGAUGGAACUUGGCAACGACAAAUUUUUAAUAAUCAAUUAAACUAAUUAUGAUUCUAUAUGCAAGCAAUGGUUGUAAAAUAAUGUAAGAUAACAGAUUUUUGCUGUACGAAACUAUUUAUCAAUAGAAAAAUAUACAAUUAUUUUUACUAUAUACACUAAUCACUGAUAUUUCUCAAUAUUAAA